AUGUUUCGAUGUUCAUCUUCAUCACUGCUGGUUGGUAAUAAUGUUACAUUUUCAAUAAUCUAUAAUACCCAACCAGGUGAAAACCUAUUUGUAAUCGGAUCACAUUCACAUCUUGGAGCAUGGGAUAUCUCCAGAGCUAAAAGAAUGACUUGGAAUAAUGGAUCGAUAUGGGAUGUAAAAGUAGGAUUUCCAGUGGAUGUGUUUGUCCAAUAUAAAUACUUUGUUUACAAUGAAUACACAAAAACUCACCGUUGGGAAGAUAUAGAGAAUCGACACAUCAUGAUCAAUGAAAUAGAGAUGUUGGUUCAAGAUGAUUGGGGAGUUCGUCGAGUCGAGGUUGAUACUACCGCCACCGAAGAGGUUUCCAACAAUAGGGACUAUAAAACCUUGCCCAAUGAUACCAUCGAAGUGGAUCCACUUCCCAUUUCCGUUUCAAGUCUAUAUACUUCAUCGUCUUCAACAUUAUCAGCUGUACCUAUAUUCCCAUCGACCUCAUCAGCAAUCCCUAGUUUUAAUCCACCAGCAGUCUCUGUUUUCAAUUCGAAUCCAUUGAAAUCAUUAACUACCGUUGCUCCAACAUCCAGUGUUACAUCUAAACCAUUUGCUAUUUCUUCGUUUUAUCCACCAGCUCAACAUACAACAGUUUCGUCAACACAACCACCCACCACAUCUUUUAUAAAUACUCACCACCAUCAUCAAUUCCAACAAAACAAAGAGAUUUCACCCAUUUUGACAACUCCAACAUUAAGAGGAGCAUCUUUAUAUGCCGAUGCUUAA
This is a messenger RNA of Heterostelium album PN500, 777 nucleotides long. RefSeq lists its product as uncharacterized. The record is from RefSeq and is a predicted model, not a curated record. Gene Ontology annotation, molecular function: starch binding. The coding region runs from base 1 to 777 and encodes 258 amino acids. Lineage: Eukaryota; Evosea; Eumycetozoa; Acytosteliales; Acytosteliaceae. Gene Ontology annotation, cellular component: membrane. The transcript has 2 exons.